This is a messenger RNA of Cercospora beticola, 2284 nucleotides long. It is a transcript of the gene UTP15, whose product is annotated as snoRNA-binding rRNA-processing protein UTP15. The record is from RefSeq and is a predicted model, not a curated record. Gene Ontology annotation, molecular function: protein binding. NCBI's taxonomy places the organism in Eukaryota, Fungi, Ascomycota, Dothideomycetes, Mycosphaerellales, Mycosphaerellaceae. Gene Ontology annotation, cellular component: nucleolus. Gene Ontology annotation, biological process: rRNA processing; positive regulation of transcription by RNA polymerase I.
GAUGCGAUAGCACACGACCAUACCAAGUUGUAGCAGUCAUGGCCGCCGAGGUGAAACCCGUUGCACCCAUACGAUCGGCUCCGGGUCCAGCGCCAGAGACGGUCGACACAACAUAUUGGAAGACAUUCAAGAAUCAGCUUCUGCUCCCAUCGCCUCACAACGCCGGUAUCACGUCCAUCACCGUUCCCGACUACAACCCUUCAGGCUCGCAAGCAGACACUUUUGCAAUCACGAGUGGUAGCAGAGUACAGACGUACAGCACUAAGACGAGAAAAUUGGUCAAGACAAUCAGCAGAUUCGGCGUGGACGACACAGCGCGAUCAGGUGUUCUGAGGCGCGACGGCCGCAUUGUGCUUGCGGGAGGCGACAGUGGCAUCAUACAGGCCUUCGAUACAGGAUCACGCGCUAUCCUGAGACAAUGGCGGGGCGAGCAUGCACACAAGCAACCUGUGCAUAUCGUGCGGUGGAGCCCAAGCGUGCUCACAGACUUGAUGAGUUGCAGCGACGACCGAACGGUGCGCGUAUGGGACUUGACUGAAGACGCUGCAAAGUGGACUGGAAUUGGACACGAUGACUAUGUGCGCACUGGCGGCUACUUGCCAGGCCAUGGCGGAAAUAUGCUCGUCAGUGGCAGCUACGACCAGACAGUGCGUAUUUGGGACACGAGACAGAACGGCGGGCGAUCGGCCUUGACCUUCAAGUUUGGCAACAAGGUCGAGGAUAUACUCUCCCUCAACAGCGCAAGUCUAGCAGUCGCGGCGGGCAAUGAAGUCUCCAUCGUCAAUCUGGUAGCGGGACAGGCUGAGCAUGUGAUUCGUUCCCACCAAAAGGAUGUCAUGGCACUUUCUUCGGCGCAGAACGGGACGCGCAUAUUGACCGGAGCGUUGGAUGGCCAUGUCAAAGUGCACAACACCGCCAGCUGGGAGGUCGUCGCCGCUUUCAAAUACCCGUCGCCCAUUCUGAGUCUGGCGGUUGUGCCGGGAGCAGCUAAUAGCGAUGGCGAACGAGACGAUAGGCAUCUGGCAGUCGGACUUCAAAGCGGCCUGCUGUCACUCCGAACACGAUUGGCAGGCGCGGAAAAGGCGAAGGUGCGAGAGAGAGAAAAGAAGAUGGCGGCUUUGGUGGCAGGCGAGGCGGACGAAUACGAGCGGAAACAAAAAAAGAAGGAUAUGCGACAGGGCAUUCGGGCGCGCGAUCGAGGCAAAGAUUUCAAAGGCGAGGGCGCCGACAUUGUCAUCACUGGCAACGACCGCCCGCGCCAAAAGAAGCUGAAGUCCUGGCAAAAGAACUUGCGUGCAGGUGAAUAUGCGAAAGCACUGGAUGAGAUCCUGCCGGUGUCCGGCUCUAAACAACACAGUAGAGACGAGCUCAUGACCUUGAUCACAGUCUUGAGACAUCGGAGUGCACUGCGUACGGCAUUGGCCGAACGUUCGGCAUACCGGCUCCUCCCCAUCAUGACCAUGGUGCACAGAUAUGUCGGUCAUCCACAAUACAUCAAUCUGAUGUACGAUGUUCUGCUGGUCAUCUUGGAUCUUUAUAGUCACAAGCUUGGCGAUUGGCAGAUGGAUGAUGGCAGCGAGAAGGAUGUCGUUGCUUUGAUACACAAAAUCAAGGCUAAGGUCAGGCAAGCGGCCGAUUGGGCCACAGCUGCUCACCGCACAUUGGGUAUGGUUGAUGUGCUCGAGUCGGGUUGAAACAAGCCUCUGCCUCCCGUUCAGGACGAACUACACGAGCUGCAGGUGACGACACAGGAGCCUCCUUGAACAGCUUGAUGCUAAUCCCCAACCGCGCCAGAAAGGGGAAACACUGCAGCACUGCUUAGGCAGAUACAAUUGCACAUAUUGCCGUGGAAUUGCCAGUCUCCCGCACGUCGGUGCACUUCAUGUAGAAAGAUGCUGGCAUGCUCUCGCUAGCACGUGCGAAGCACGCACGAGGGAUAUUUCCAGCAAGCCACUGGUCUCCAAGGCUCCAGGAAGUUUUAUCUCGACUUCAUCGCAAGCAUAAUGGCGAAGGAGAGAGAGCAUUUCGAGCGACGGCGAGCUAUCAACCAUCUUUGAGGAUCCGGAAUAGCUGAGGAAGGUAGAAGAGACAGCGCAACAAGAAAGAGCGCUCUGCUUCAAUAAUGAUUUCAUGGCUCUACCCACAUACUCCGAGCUGCAAUUGCCGCUGAUUCACUGCCGCCCCCGCAUGUUCCUCAUCGUUGUGGAGCGAUGCCCCUGCAUGUCGCUCAUAGGCCAGCGGCUGUGUCGGAGUUUAUGCGGAGCACAUCGGAGGCAGUUGCUCU